GGGAACUCGUGAGACACCUUGCCUCCGACUUUAGCUCCGAAACCAAACGCUGGGAAAAGUUUGUCCCUGGAAUACAACACAACACUAAACUAGCAGAAAUGUGAGGCUUAUAGUUGCCAUGUGUGUGUGAGUGCGUGUCAUGCAGUGGGCAGGUCUCACGUUAUGGUCACACUGUAUUGCAUUUAGAAAUGCAUUCGAUAAUGAGUGUGGAGAUCGUGAGUCUGCUGUGCUGUGCUUCACUUUUGCUACACUGGCGAAAUGUGAGGCUCAUAGUUGAAGAUCCUUUGUUGCCA
This is a messenger RNA of Geodia barretti, 293 nucleotides long. NCBI's taxonomy places the organism in Eukaryota, Metazoa, Porifera, Demospongiae, Tetractinellida, Geodiidae. The record is from the annotation of a GenBank genome assembly.